This is a messenger RNA of Arabidopsis arenosa, 1206 nucleotides long. NCBI's taxonomy places the organism in Eukaryota, Viridiplantae, Streptophyta, Magnoliopsida, Brassicales, Brassicaceae. The record is from the annotation of a GenBank genome assembly.
CUUUUUAUUUCCAAAAAAACAAAACCCAUCUGCGAUAACUCUCCGGCAACCUAAAAAUGGAAACUUCCCGUUUUACCCUUCUCGGUCUCCUCGUCUCCUUCUCCUUCUUCCUCACUCUCUCCGCCCAAAUGACCGGAAACUUCAACUGCAGCGGCUCAACCACCACGUGUCAAUCUCUCGUUGGUUACUCAAGCAAGAACGCAACAACGUUGCGCAAUAUCCAAACCCUUUUCGCCGUCAAGAACCUCCGUUCGAUCCUCGGAGCUAACAAUCUCCCACUCAACACCUCACGUGACCAACGCGUGAACCCGAAUCAAGUCAUACGUGUCCCAAUCCAUUGUUCUUGCUCCAACGGAACCGGUGUCUCGAACCGGGACAUCGAAUACACUAUCAAGAAAGACGACACACUCUCUUUCGUCGCAACUGAGGUUUUUGGAGGUUUGGUAACGUUUCAGAAGAUCAGUGAGGUUAACAAGAUCCCUAACCCAGACAAAAUCGAAAUCGGUCAGAAGUUUUGGAUCCCUUUACCUUGUAGCUGUGAUAAAUUGAACGGUGAGGAUGUUGUUCACUACGCACACGUGGUUAAACUAGGGAGCUCACUCGCUGAGAUCGCUGCUCAGUUUGGAACAGACAACACGACGUUGGCUCAGCUUAAUGGAAUCAUCGGUGACUCUCAGCUUCUUGCUGAUAAUCCUCUUAACGUCCCUCUCAAAGCUUGUAGCUCUUCUGUGAGGAACGACUCGUUGGAUGCUCCUCUGCUUCUGUCUAACAACUCAUACGCCUUCACAGCAAACACUUGCAUCAAGUGUUCUUGUGACGCUUUAAAGAAUUGGACUUUAAGCUGUGAACCAUCUCAGAUUAGGCCUUCGAAUUCGACAUGGCCAACUUGCCCGCCUUCACGAUGCGAAGGAGCGGAGAGUUUGUUUCUAGGCAACACGACUAGUAGCUCUUGCGGACCUCGUUCUUGCACAUAUGCUGGUUACUCCAACCAGACCAUCUUCACCACACUUUCCCCAACUUGUCCAGAUUCUGCUGGUCCUGGUAGUGGUAACUAUGCAUCAACGUUCAGGUCAAGCUUCAAUUUCGUGAUGGUGUUGAUUCAGUGUGCUCUGCUUUGUCUCUGUCUUCUCUAGUAAUGUUUUGUUGUUGUGUUUAUGAGUGUGAAUCUAAGUACAGUCCGGAUUGAAAUAAAGACAUUGUUUCUCA